Physeter macrocephalus (sperm whale) is the source of this 3237-nucleotide messenger RNA. It is a transcript of the gene ZNF26, whose product is annotated as zinc finger protein 26. The coding region runs from base 372 to 1979 and encodes 535 amino acids. Gene Ontology annotation, cellular component: PcG protein complex; chromatin; transcription regulator complex. The record is from RefSeq and is a predicted model, not a curated record. The transcript has 4 exons. Gene Ontology annotation, molecular function: RNA polymerase II cis-regulatory region sequence-specific DNA binding; DNA-binding transcription factor activity, RNA polymerase II-specific. Gene Ontology annotation, biological process: regulation of transcription by RNA polymerase II. Lineage: Eukaryota; Metazoa; Chordata; Mammalia; Artiodactyla; Physeteridae.
GCAACUGUGCACAGAGGCGGGCCGGGGACGUUCUGUUUCCUUGGCUGCGGAGCUGGCGGAGACGCGAAGGUACCCUGGCCCGGAACGUCCUGUGCGCACCAGGCUCUUGGCCGCCUGAACCCCCACGGUCGAUCCGGGCGUGGAGGCGGCUAGCCCGGGCUCGGUCCCUUCCGCUUCACGGCUGCGGAACGGUACAAACUCAUCGCCCCGGUUCCCUCCGCCGGGGCCCGGAGGCCGCGUCCCUGCGAGGGACUCAGCCCCGACGGGCAGGUGCCUGGUGCCCGCGGACCCUCUCUCCGUGGGGCGCGAAGCCCCUGCUGGGUGUGGGCAGGGUGGGAGCAGCCGGGAGACCCUGCACGAAACAGCGCGGGAUGGCCAGCAGGUCCCGGACAGCUUCGUGUUGGGGAUUGUCGUCAUUCAAGGAUAUAUCUAUGGAGUUCACCUGGGAAGAAUGGCAGUUACUGGAUUCUGCGCAGAAGCACCUGUACCGGGAUGUGACUCUGGAAAACUAUAAUAACCUGGUGUCUCUGGGCUAUCAUGGUACCAAACCUGAUUUAAUCUUCAAGUUGGAGCAAGGAGAAGAGCCAUGGAUAAUAAACGCGGAAGUUUCCCAUCAGAGCUGUCCAGAAGGUUGGAAAGAAUGGUACCAGAAAAAUCAAGAUAAACUUGAAAGUGUUGAGAGAAGCUAUGCUUGUAAUGCAUUUGGAAAGCUUCAUCUGAGCAAAAGCCACAUUUCUUCAAGACAAAGUCUCCUCAAAUAUAACACACAUGGAAAAAGCUUGACACAAAACUUAGCUUCAGCCAGAAGCUGUCUAAGACAGAAUCCUGAUCAGUUUCAUGGGUGUGAUGAAUCAUAUUUUCUUAAGCAUCGAAGAACUCAUAGUAUAGAAAAAAACUGUGUAUGUAACGAAUGUGGGAAAGCUUUUCGUUGUAAAUCCCAGCUCAUUGUACAUCUCAGAAUUCAUACAGGAGAGAGACCAUACGAAUGCACUAAAUGUGAGAGAGCCUUCAGUGCCAAGUCAAACCUCAAUGCUCAUCAGAGAGUCCACACAGGAGAGAAGCCCUACUCCUGUAUGGAGUGUGGGAAAGUCUUCUCAUUCAGGUCACAGCUCAUUGUCCAUCAGGAAAUUCACUCAGGAGGGAAACCUUACGGUUGCAGUGAAUGUGGGAAAGCCUACAGCUGGAAAUCACAGCUUAUUUUACACCAGAGAAGCCAUACAGGAGUGAAACCCUAUGAAUGCAGUGAAUGUGGGAAAGCCUUUAGUCUGAAGUCCCCAUUCAUUGUGCACCAGAGAACUCACACAGGAGUGAAACCCCAUAAGUGCAGUGACUGUGGGAAAGCCUUCAGGAGUAAGUCAUAUCUCCUCGUUCACAUUAGGAUGCACACGGGAGAGAAGCCCUAUCAGUGCAGGGAUUGUGGGAAGGCCUUCAGCAUGAAGACACAACUCGUUGUGCACCAGGGAAUUCACACAGGAAAUAAUCCGUAUCAGUGCAGUGAAUGUGGGAAGGCCUUCGGUAGGAAGGAACAGCUCACUGCACAUCUGAGAGCUCACGCGGGAGAGAAGCCCUAUGGGUGCAGUGAGUGUGGGAAAGCCUUCAGCAGCAAAUCAUACCUCGUUAUACACCGGAGAGCACACACAGGAGAGAGACCCUAUGAGUGUAGCUUCUGUGAGAGAGCCUUUUGUGGGAAAUCACAGCUAAUUAUACAUCAGAGAACUCAUUCAACAGAGAAGCCCUAUGAAUGCAGCGAAUGUGAGAAAGCCUAUCCUAGGAAGGCGUCACUUCAGAUACACCAGAAGACUCAUUCAGGAGAAAAACCCCACAAAUGCAGUGAAUGCGGGAAAGCAUUCACUCAGAAGUCAUCUCUCAGUGAACAUCAGAGAGUUCAUACAGGAGAGAAGCCAUGGAAAUGCUCUGAAUGUGGGAAAUCCUUCUGCUGGAAUUCAGGGCUUCGUAUACAUCGAAAAACUCACAAGUGAGAAAUCAGAACGGAGUAGAUGUUAGAAGCAUUCUCACAGAAGCUGAUCCACAGGAGACUUCGGAGGAUAAUAGAGGCAGGAAGUCCUAAAAAUACUCUCUUAUCAAAUUAGUCAUAUGAGAGAGAGGCCAAUCAUAUUUGGAAUGAAUGUGCAAAAGCUUUCAGAAGUAAGUCAUACAAAUCUUUAUAUACAAGAGAAUAGUUGCAGGAGUAUGGAACAGUAACUGUAUCAGAAGUGGUAGCCUGAUUAUGAAGAUUUAACAUGGGGAAUUCAUAUUGAGGAGCCCUUGUAACUUUAAUAAAGCAGGAAAGCACUUCCCGUGGAAGCUGUGUUACAUGGGCAGUUGUGUUCCAAAUGUGGUGCUGAAGAAAGUCUUGGUAGAGAGUAAAGUUGUUUUUUAUUUUAAUAUGCAACUAGAGUAAUAGCAGGAAAACUGCAAUGAACAUACUCUGAAGGUUAAGGGGUAUGGAGUGUGACUUUCCUGAGUAACACUGAAUAGCGUUUUAAAAUUUUUUGGUAUUUUAUUUUUAAAUGUAGCUUGUUAUAUUUGAUAGUUUGUGGAAUAACACCCUCUAAUAUUCUCCAUAUUAAAUGCUAAGGAUCAGUGUUGUCUCUUUAUUUCUUAGCAAUAUAACUAAAAUAAUGUAGUUUUUAAUAAAUGAAAGGAUUCAGUUCUCAUUCCAAAUGAAUUUAUUUAUCCAGCAAGUGGGUCUGGCAGUUGUUAACAGGGGUGCUUCCUAAGAGCACUCACCAUAAUGAACACUGAUUAUAUUUACCAGUUCAGUGUCUGUUCCGCAUUGAUUGGUAAGAGCGGCUUAUAUCUCUCUGGAGAAAUACCCCUCCUGUGUGUGUGCACCUUUGCGGUGGGUCUUUCAGGGUGUCCUUUCCACCAGUCACAGGUGACCACUCUGCCGUUGUUGGGAAAUGGGAGCCUCUUUUCCAGAAGUUUGCAUCUCGAUUUCAGUCUCCCAUGAACCAGCAGGGAAAUAUUGGAACUCAUUCUUGUCCCAGAAUUCUACUGAGACCAUCAGUUAGUUCUUGCUCGUUUGAUUUCUCAGAAUAACUUUGGAUACUGCCCCUUUUGAACCUGGUUUUCUGGUCUUCUGUGUGCUUCCUCAUCUUUUCAAUAAAUAUUGUUUUCUGCUAAAGUUAAGCAGAAUGAGUUCCUGUUUCUUGUCACUGAAGGGCUUUAACUGGUAAGUCAUUGCUCUGGAGUAGCUGUAGGUAGUAAACUGUUGAAGAACAGCUGGGUGUGUGG